Messenger RNA from Chaetomium globosum CBS 148.51, 939 nucleotides. RefSeq lists its product as uncharacterized. The transcript has 3 exons. Bases 1 to 939 code for a protein of 312 amino acids. Gene Ontology annotation, molecular function: AMP transmembrane transporter activity; FAD transmembrane transporter activity; ATP transmembrane transporter activity. Gene Ontology annotation, cellular component: peroxisomal membrane. The record is from RefSeq and is a predicted model, not a curated record. NCBI's taxonomy places the organism in Eukaryota, Fungi, Ascomycota, Sordariomycetes, Sordariales, Chaetomiaceae.
AUGUCCCACUCCAAGCCUGUGCUUCCGCAAAACGACAAUGUUGCCCACGCCCUUGCCGGUGCUGGCGGCGGCGUCCUGUCUAUGGCCCUCACCUACCCCCUCAUAACCCUCUCGACCCGCGCCCAAGUCGAAUCCAAGCGCGCCGAGACAGCCUUCCUCGCCGCGGUUCAGAACAUCAUCGCGCGCGAGGGCGUGGCGGGCCUCUACUCGGGCCUGUCGUCGGCCCUGUUCGGUAUCAGCGUGACCAACUUCGUGUACUACUACUGGUACGAAUGGACGCGCGCCUUCUUCGAGUCGGCCGCCGCCAAGGCCGGGCGCGCCUCCAAGAAGCUGACCACCGUCGAGAGCAUGAUCGCCGGCGCCAUCGCGGGGUCCGCAACCGUCAUCCUCACCAACCCGAUCUGGGUCGUCAACACGCGCAUGACAGCCCGCAAGCACACGAGCGACGCCGAAGCGGCCGAGGGGGAUAAGGACACCCUGCCCGGCGGCGCGCCGCCCAAGCGGGAGAAGAAACCCAGCACCAUCGGCACGCUGCUCGGCCUGCUGCGCACCGAGGGCCCGCGGGCGUUGUUCGCCGGCGUGGUGCCCGCGCUGGUGCUGGUCAUCAACCCGAUCCUGCAGUACACGCUGUUUGAGCAGAUGAAGAACGCGGUCGAGAAGAAGCGCCGCGUGACCCCGACCGUGGCCUUCUUCCUGGGUGCCGUCGGCAAGCUGUUCGCCACCAGCGUGACCUACCCCUACAUCACCGUCAAGAGCCAGAUGCACGUCGCAUCGGGCGACAAGAAGGAGGGCGUCAUCGAGGUCCAUCAACAGAGUAUUGCCCCCAAGGUAACGCAGAGCGUGCUGACGGCGGCUUUCCUCUUCGCCUUCAAGGAUGUGCUCUACGAGCACUCAGUCCGGCUCCGGGGCUCCAUGGCCAAGAAGGCCCUCACUGCUUAA